Nematocida parisii ERTm1 is the source of this 856-nucleotide messenger RNA. RefSeq lists its product as uncharacterized. The record is from RefSeq and is a predicted model, not a curated record. The transcript has a single exon. Lineage: Eukaryota; Fungi; Microsporidia. Bases 43 to 804 code for a protein of 253 amino acids.
ACUCCCGUUAUAUUUCUACUCGAUAUUUUUAACUCGUUGACUAUGCCGAUCCUGUUUAUUUACUACUCUGCCCACGAAAGGCUUGGGGUCCAUCCUAAAAAUAGAGUGAAAAUUAUUGAUCCUGUCAAUAUUUCAUUGGCUGUAAUGCUUACUUCAUUUUAUAUGAUGUGGUCUAUUGGAUGCCUGCUGGGCAGCUAUUUUGGUGGCUAUGAGGUGUUUAUGGCACAAAUGAGUUUGGCCUUUGAGAAUCUGCUUACCAUGGAAGUUAUUAUUGAUGCAUUCCAAAAGGCAAUUAACUUCCUGGUGCUUGCAAUGGCAUCCUUUCAAAUGGGCGCGCUAGGGCAUAGAGAGUCUUUAAUCCCCUGGGGAAGUACUUGUGCAUCGAUUGGUUUAAUGCAAAGUAUUGCGAUGGCCGCAAUGUUGGUUUUUUUUAAAGGCCUGUCUGGCUGGGUUAUUCUAUACGUAUUUAGUGGACUUGUUUCAUUAAGCAUUAGUAUUUUUAGCCUUCUCACUAUUUUCAUGAUUAAGCAGAACAAGAUGCCCGAGAAUAUAUCUGGAUACCUCUCUAACCAGAUGAUUCGCUGGAAUGUUAACAUAUGCUAUAUGUCAUUGGUAGCAGGAGUACUUGAUCUUAGCUAUAAAGCAGUGUUUGUCCUUAUGGAGAUUAAUGUGCUGGGAAAGAAUCAGUUAUUUUCAGAUAUUUUCUCAUUAGCUAAAACAGCAUCAGUAUUUAUUACUGUUAUAUCCGUAUAUACAUCUAGAGUACCCAAUUCAAAAUCAUACAGUGUGCAGUCAUAUAGCUAGGCACACAUAAUAUGGUAUAUUAGUAAAUCUUGAAUUAGCCCCAAAUGCCAGA